UCUCGUUAUGUUUUCAACUCUGCGGUGUCUUUGUCGCUCCGUACGACAUUUGGCAGCGACCGUAUAGCCUUAAAAUAACUUAAUUUGGCUCACAGUUUUAUGGACCAUUUGUGUUGGGGCCGCAUAACAGCCAUAUCAGGUAGGUGAAUGAGUGUUAUGUUUUCAGCCUUGUCUUACUGUCAGUCCUCAGUAUUGGUGCCAUAACUUCAUUGUUGUCGAUGCUCAGUAACUCCGAACGAAACACUUCGUAAUUUGGAAUUCAAAUCGAUCCAUCCAUUUGUCUACAGAUAUUGCUAUGUUUAAGUAUUUUCGACCUAUAGGCCUUUUCUGUUUUUUCUGUUUUGCAUAUCAAUGUUUCUAAGUUGGCUGCUGAUUCUCCUGUCAGACAAACAGUAUUUAUUUGUAUCUAACUAAAGCCUAAAUGUUGUUAUAGCGUUCAAUGAAGCUUGUGCAUGUCUCUUGUUAUGAUGCGGGACCACAUCUGUGUAACAUCUGGGGCAGAGACUGUGACUUAGCAUGGGAGUCGUCCUGUUAUGCUUUCAACUUUGAAACAAAAUGUAUAGGAUCAAGAUACGGCCGUCCAGUACUUCAGCACUGAUGUACUGUUUGAUAUACUGGUUUCUAAAAGUUGUCCUGUUGUCCAAAUUAGCCAUCAUUCUUUCUCAAAUACAACAGAUAAAUUCUUCCAAUCCCACUUCUUCUUGAACAAAGAAUAGCCCCAUUAUAAUGAAAUAAAUAGGUGUAAUACUAGUUACAUAAUACGUUACAAAUUAAUUGUGACCUAGUUAUUUUGCACAGCGCUUGACGUGCACUGCCUGUCACUGAAUCAUCAAGGUCUAGUUCUUAUAAGCCUAAACGUUUAGAAUACCAGUCAAAUUUAGCGGGGAUAUUAACUACAAGUAUUUAGGUGAAUCAUAUCAUCAAGUUGAUUUGGAAAACACAUUCACAUUCAGACUGUGCUGUAAGUCCCAAUCACUGUUUUUCAUUCCCAUUCAUUCAUUUCCAAAAAAUCGACCAAGAGUAUAACUGAUUAUCAGCUCAUUUAGACCAACGUGUCGAAGCACGUAUAGGGGUCAGCAGGUAGGCUGGGGACCUGGGGAAACAAACCCGUAGCCUACCCGAAACAUUCACGGCAAUUGAUUUCAUUUGCACCAAAAUGUUCUUCUGUAGAACGUCCCACUUUAAUUUUUUUAUUGUACUUUGUGUAAUUUCAAACAGUUUCUUGGAUGUUUUGUAUAUGAAUCACCAGGAUCCCAGCAUUCACUGAGUCACAUGACAUACCUUUUCCUUUUGGGAAUCAAUGCCCCGGACAAUCCGACCAUUGCCACAUGAGAUACUUCCUCCAAAACAAGUUGCCAGCAGACACUCAAAUGUGUCUUCACUUAGCAAUCCAAAAAGAGAAACGCAGUGUCGUUAUGUUCGAAAGGAGGACAUAAUUUAUCCUUAAAAAACAAAGAACCCUAUGUACCACGUAAAAUAGAUAUUGACGCAGAUACAGUAUAGCAUACGCGGGACAACGACUGCGUCGGAACAAACAUCCUUUGUUGACGUAUGGGGCUGGUCCUUCUGUGUGCACCUGGAACGUUCUCAACAGACGGAACGCAACAGUCAAUGGGCGCAGGUGUAUAGAAAUUAGCACCAGUCAGACGUACAGCGAUGCCCGGCUCGGAGUUGUGUUUAUGAAUAGACGUCGGAUCAACACAGCCGGAAGAGAGGAUCUGAGCAGCGCUAGGAAGAACCUCAGCCAGUGGUGAAUCCUCUGUGCUCCGUCAACAUGAAGACGGGACUUCCCUACGAGAGGAUGGAGGACGUUCAGCGGAGAAGAGAAGAAUACAGCAGAGCACAGAUGUACUACAGGUGUGGGCUGGCCCUGGCCAGCGUGUCCACCCUGCUGGUGCUAGCCGUGAUCCUCCAGAGCCUGAUGACCACCAGGGGGCCCUCCUCGUCCCCGGACACAGUCCCCAGCCCCAGGUUCCCCGCGGGCCGCGCCCAGACCUGCUCCGACACCUGCAGGAUAGUUUUGGUGGAGAGCAUUCCGGAAGGUUUGGUGUACAACGGGAGCACUGCCAACCCUUCCAUCUACCAGGCAUGGCUCAACCUGAUUGGUGAAGCUCGCAGCAGCCUCGACAUCGCCUCUUUCUAUUGGACCCUCACCAACAAAGACACAGGCACCAAGGAGCCAACCGCCAAUCAGGGGGAGGACGUGCUGAAGAGACUGGGCGAGCUGUCCGGGAAGCUGCCCGUGCGCAUCGCCGUGGACUUACAAAAAGACAAGCACCCUGCCAACCUGAAGUUCCUCACCAGCGCCGGGGCCAUCAUCCGCUCGGUGAACAUGCGGGGGCUCACCAACGGGGUCCUCCACACCAAGUUCUGGAUCGUAGACAAGAAGCACAUCUUCAUCGGCAGUCCCAACAUGGACUGGCGCUCGCUCACACAGGUCAAAGAGCUGGGAGUGGUGGUUUAUAACUGCAGCUGCCUCGCAGAAGACCUGGGCAAGAUCUUCGAAGCCUAUUGGUUCCUGGGCCAGAGCGGUCAGGAAAUCCCCGCUACUUGGCCCAGCAGUUUCUCCACAGCCUACAACAAGGACACGCCCCUCCAGCUGCCACUCAACGACACACAGUCGGGUGUCUACCUAUCGAGCUCUCCUCCCUCCGUGUGCGCUGCGGGCCGGACCUCGGACCUGCAGGCGGUGAUGUCUGUGAUCCAGGACGCUGAGGAGUUUGUGAACAUCGCGGUCAUGAGCUACGUCCCCAUGAUGGAGUUCUCCCGUCCCAAGCAGUACUGGGCUGAAAUUGACACCCAGUUGAGACGAGCUGCGUUCGUAAAAGCGGCCAAUGCUGGACCAGCGCUCCAGGUGCGCCUGCUGAUCAGCGACUGGGCCCACUCGCAGCCAUUCAUGCCGCCCUUCCUCAAGUCCCUGGCGUCCAUCCACGACCCCAAGCACAAACUGGACAUCCAAGUGAGGCUGUUUGUGGUACCGGCCAACCCGUCACAGAGACUAAUCCCCUACGCUAGAGUCAACCACAACAAGUAUAUGGUGACCGACAAGAUAGCCUACAUCGGUACAUCCAACUGGUCAGGUGACUACUUUGUGAACACAGCCGGAGUCGCCUUGGUGGUCAACCAGACUGCCUCGCAGACGGAAGAGGCCACUGUCCAAUCACAGCUCAAGGCUGUGUUUGACCGGGACUGGUACUCCGCCUACAGCACCCCGAUCGACCACCACUCCUUUUAAGGGCACGAUUUAGCUUAGUAUGUAGCGAUGGCUCACCAUGUUUAACACUGCAACAAUCAAAGUGCCAAGGAGCGAACACUGUUUUUCUUCCUAAUACGAAUUCAAACGCUUACCACCAUGUAAAGUUAGUUCGACUCAGAGACCUACCCGUCUUGUAGCAAUAGCUGCCCACAUCAGUAGGAUGUGCACACAUCUUUAUCGGAAGGACAUAGCCAAGUUAUCCAAGUGCUACACUGUGGAAAGAAACCUAAUCGACUACCAGAUGAUAGUCCAAUCAAAAUCAAGAAGGGUGUAAGGAGGAAAUGUAGCUUUUGCGUUGGGAGUGAGCUAGUCACUUGAGUUAAGGUGAGCGAAAUGUCCCAGAGCUCCUGUCCAAUGCACUAGUGUAGCCUUAAAUAUCCAUAAACACCCCACAAAGUUAUAUAAUGGUCGUUAUUAGGGGUCCAAGCCAACAGGUUGGAUCCCUAUUGUUUUUGUAAGGAUUAUUAUUCCUAUACUUGCCCCCCUAAAAGUGAUACCACAGCCCAAACCGUAAAUGGUGCCGACACGCGAAUUGCAUGACUAGAUCCAGAUCUGUUCGGACUAAGCAGACGACAAAAUCCAGACCUGCCGGCCACUAGGUGGCGCUAUACCAAGGAAUACGCGUUUGGGGCUAUAACUCCCACACCGAACCUCCCACAUUCAAAACUUUAUACACACAGAUGCACUGGAGUCUGCUGCAUCUUUUGGCCUAGGCCACGCCCAUUUGCGUCUAUGAAUAUUUUUCGCUAAAUCGCGAAAACCGCAAAACUGUUUUUUCCCUACUCCUCCCACAUUUCUUGACCAAUCGACACCAAACUUUGCAUACGACAUCUUCCGACGCACACGCAAAGAAUGCAUGGAACACUUUUUUGAUCAGACCUUCGACGACGAAACGGUAGCGUUUUGAAUAUUGGUUUAUUAGCUAAAUUAGACGUGGAAUAUCAAAAAUCCAAAGAAAUCCAAAAUUAGACAUCGGAUCGAGUCCAAAUUUGACACACAUGUUGGUGCUAACCUUAAUGUCGUUCGAUAAAAAAUUCGGAAAAUUUCGCCAUUAGGGGGCGCAAUAAACGAGGAAAUUGUAUAUCUUCUACAAAAUUUCGCCGCGAAAACGCUUCACUGACUUCUCGCUACUCCUACCACAGUCAAAUCCUUUGUAUCCACAGGUUCAGGGUAGCGUUUUGAACACAUGCUUCGCUUUGUGCCGGCGAAACGCACAUUUCUUGUCGCGUUGUGCCGGCGAAAUGCACACUUCUUGGACCCCUGCAUAACUGCUUGCAGUUCUAGUUGCUCUUUAUAGAUGUAAGCUGCAGCUUAACUCAAAGUGUUGACCGCAAACUCCCCCGUGAGCUGUUUCCAAGAUGAAAUCUUUGCCUUCUUCUGACCUUGACAACAAGGUGGACAAAAAAGCAAUGAGCUUUAUCAAGACGUGCAAACAGAAUCAACCUCCCCAGUAUUUCAUUCACUCAAAUUUAAAUUACUUUGUACUUUAAGUAAUGGAUCAUUAAUAUAAGCUGAGAUGAAUCCCCUUAUUUCAUCUCAUCUCAUGAAUCUUUUUUUUAAAUCUUUUUUAAGAUCUUUCCUUCAACUAGUUUAGAAAACUGUUUAGUUUUAAAUGGUGCGACUGUGGUGUUUAAAAUAAAGUUAUUUACCUCAAAGUAUUAUCUUUGACAUUACCUCUUCUGCAAACAUCGCCCCAGGUAAUCUCAGGGAGUAAUGAUUGAAUGAAUCAAAUGGUGUGUUUUCAGAAAUGCUUUGAAAUGCUGGAUUUAUUGUGAGAAAAUGUUAAUAACUAUUGGUACGCCAACUUAAAUAGCGCCAAUAGAAAAGAAAAAAAGAUAGGGUUCACUGAUAUUUUUAGCUUCCUUAUCAGAUCGAUGGGUUUUUAAACAUCUUUUUAGUUUACACCAGCUGCCUAUUUAAUGACUUAAAAAAGAUUUGUGUACAGACUUUUUCUUUGUAACACAAUGAAAUAAAUGAUUGAAGAUAUCAUUUCUGUAUGAAGUUUUCAUUGAAACCAGUUCAACCGACCAACAUACAGUGUGUAUUAUAAGGAAUUGUUUCAUUAUAAUUUAUUAAGAGUUGAGUCAUAUUAAAACUAUAUAAUGUACUUCUAGCCCAAAUCAUGGAUUCAAAUAAAAUGUUGCUGCCCCAUCCCAACACUGUAAGUAUAACAAACAAUACAAUUUUUACUUUAUGUGUUUAUUGUGAUGUCUAAUGCGCCUGGUUCUCAUUUGUAUUACAAAAGAUGUGGCUUAAAGCUCACUCUUUCUCGUUUCUCCUCGACUUUCAACAGUCUGUUGUUUUGAAGUCAGCCGUCAUUGGGCUGUCCCACCAUAGUCUCCCUCAUACCCCACCCUUCUCUGGGCUGGACCAUGAGU
Gadus chalcogrammus (walleye pollock) is the source of this 5634-nucleotide messenger RNA. It is a transcript of the gene pld3, whose product is annotated as phospholipase D family, member 3. Gene Ontology annotation, molecular function: catalytic activity. The record is from RefSeq and is a predicted model, not a curated record. The transcript has 12 exons. The coding region runs from base 1775 to 3235 and encodes 486 amino acids. Lineage: Eukaryota; Metazoa; Chordata; Actinopteri; Gadiformes; Gadidae.